UAUUUUGUGGAGUCGAUAACCAACUUACAAUGCGCCGGUUUGGGCUCCUCCUCUCCCCGCCGAAUGAAUCCGAGCCAUGGGGAGGAAGAUGCGAUGAGCGAAAACUUCGAAAACCCGCGACGAGUUUCUCCGGGAGGCGACUGAAAACGAAAGCUACACGAACCCUCAAGAACAUGUCUGCUGUAGUACUCCAAGUGGGACAGUGUGGAAACCAGCUAGGCCUCGAGUGGUGGAAGCUGCUGAGCCACCGCAAGAAAAGAUGCCCCUUCAGCUCCCGAAAUGGAAAGCUAGCCGCGGUGUGUGUGGACACAGAGCCCAAAGUCCUCAGAGGAGCUCGGGAGUUUGUUAAAAAGGAUAAAUUACGUCCGUCCAGCGUCGUGGAGGGGAAGGGAGGGCGUGGAGGAAACUGGGCUUAUGGUUACCAUGGAGGCCCAGGUGAAGGAGUUAGAGGUUUACUCGAGCGAACAAUGGAGGCGCUUCGUCAGGAGGCAGAGAGACGGGAUUAUUACGGAGGAACGGUUCUUCUGCACAGCCUGGGCGGAGGCACAGGGUCAGGGCUUGGCUCCAGGCUAUGCGAGCAGAUCCGUGAAGAGUUCCCUGUGGGUCAUAUCCUGACGGUCUCGGUGGUCCCUCUUCAGAGCGGAGAGAGCCCCCUCCAGCACUACAACACUUUACUGAGCCUGGCAUCACUGCAUAGGUGUGCUGAUGGCGUUCUCCUGUUUUGUAAUGACCACGCUUUGUCUCACGCUGGACUUCAGCAGAGGUCAGGACCACCAGGCUCACUCUCAGCCAUAAAUACAUACAUCGCCUCGUGCCUGGCUGGACUCCUGCUCCCAGUGCAGAGCCUCACUACACACAGUAGGUGGAAUUUGGGAACGGAGCCGUGGGAGCUGAUCCGGUCCGUGUGCCCCAUUCCUUCAGCCAAACUUCUCUACACCACUCAGGCCUCCUCUGGUGGGAGGUCGCACUGGGACAGUUUGGUCAGUGGAACGCUGCAGGCCAUUCCUCAGCUUUCACCCACCGGAACACCUUACUCCAGCCGUGCUGUGUUGGCAGUUGCCCGUGGCGACCAGGACAGCUCCUUCAUCACUUCGAAUGUCCUGCAGAAGCUGAGACACGGACACAGGUGUGUCCAGUGGAAUCCUUUUCCAGUUGACCACUGGACUGAUCCGCUGAACGAGCUCGGCGUCUCCGCCUCCUCCCGUCUGCUCACUGUGAGCUCCAAUCACAGCAGUGUUUCGGGGUUUCUGGGCCGUGUAGUUCAGCGUGCUGAAGAAAUGCUCCAAGCUCGGGCCUACCUGCACUGGUACCGGCGCUACGGAGCGGAGACGGAGGACUUUCAGCAGGCCUUAAAUACUGUAACAGAUAUCAUUCAGGAGUACGACUCUCAGUGACGCUGUAGACCAGCACUGAAAACUAACGUAACUUUAAGAAAGACUUUUUUAUUUAUUUCUCCAGCUCUUUACUUUGUGUGAACAUUUUAUGAUAAAUGGAGCAACAGAACUGGUACUGAAAGUACUUGGAGUAAAACCUUAUUACAUCAUUUAUCACUAAAAGCAAGGUCCACCAAUAUUUUUUUGGAAAUUUCACCAGCAAAUGAACUAAUAAAUCUCUGAUGGGAAACUAAAAUCAAUUUGUGUUAGCGUGUUGGGGUUACUGUGGACCAAAAGGACACAUUAAGAUUUUUUAAUAAUAAAUAAAUAAGUAAAAUAGUGAAUGUUCUCUUUAUUAAUUUCCUACAACAGCAACAACAUACAUAUUUCAUAUCCAUGGUUAGAGCUUGCCUGGAUCUUUUACUCUUAUAAUGGCUCUGAAAUCAAUAAUCUUCCAUUGUAAAUGGAAAACGUGCUGUUAUUCUCUUUUUGGACCAAAAUAAAAGCUGAAAAAAAACACAACAGAAUGAAAUGAAAUCCAAAAAAGAUCAAGA
This is a messenger RNA of Colossoma macropomum (tambaqui), 1927 nucleotides long. Its product is annotated as tubulin beta chain, nucleomorph-like. Gene Ontology annotation, molecular function: GTP binding; structural constituent of cytoskeleton. Bases 30 to 1394 code for a protein of 454 amino acids. NCBI's taxonomy places the organism in Eukaryota, Metazoa, Chordata, Actinopteri, Characiformes, Serrasalmidae. Gene Ontology annotation, biological process: mitotic cell cycle; microtubule cytoskeleton organization. The transcript is spliced from 11 exons. The record is from RefSeq and is a predicted model, not a curated record. Gene Ontology annotation, cellular component: cytoplasm; microtubule.